CUAACACACUUGUGGAUCGCGAGGCCACGCGGCAGCGGUUCCUCAGUCAGUGUGAUUUUCGGUGAGCCUCAGGUGGGAGCUUCCGGUGCGGUCACCACGGCCCGGGUGAGUUUCCCGCGGAGGACCGUGACGAGACAGCUGGGAUAGACAAUGAUCAACAUGAAGCAGUUUUUAAGUCCGAUGGCGGUGGUCUACGUCGCCAUCACCUGCCUGGUGCUGUUUUACUUGUCAAGCUUCCGUCAGUCCGGCGUCACAACAUUGUGUUCGAAAUUCUCGAGGAACAACGACGCAGGUGGCGGGGCGGUGAUGGACAUGAUGCGCCUACUUCACGGCAGCGUUGAGAAAGUGAUGAUUGACGGUCAGCUGCCUGUGGACCCGAAGGAGGAGAAGUCGUGGAGCCUCUGGGGCAGCGAUCCUCCCGGGAGCCGGUGUUCCAAGUACAAGACAAGGUUCGGGAUGCGGCUGCCGUUGGUGUGGCUGUCGUCGUACCCUUGUUCCGGAAACACCUGGGUGCGCUACCUGCUGGAGGCGGCGUCGGGCAUAUUCACCGGCUCCAUCUACGCCGACGAAAGUCUCAUGGAGAGAGGUUAUCUUGGAGAGUAUGACAGUGUUACCAGCAUGCGAACACUCGUGCAGAAAAUACACUGGAUUACACCGUGCACGCCCAAGGACCGCCAGUGCCCUAGAAACAACCGAACGAUUCCCACCGUCCUGCUGCUCAGGAAUCCGGCUAAGGCCAUCAUAUCAUACUACAAGUAUACGAAAACUUUAAGUCACACAAAACAAAUCCCAGUCUCUGACUUUCGGACCAAAUCGUUCCACUACUUUGUGAGGCACAAUAUAAGGUCGUGGAGGGAGCUGGCCCUGGACCGCCUUUUGAGGACCGAAGCGCCGCUGUACGUGAUGCACUACGAACGUCUGGUGCAGGAGCCUAUCAAGGAGCUCACCGCCCUCCUCGCCUUCCUCGGAGUGCAUUGGGACGAGGGCAGGAUGGAGUGCAUCGCCUCACACCUGGAUGGCAGCUUCAAAAGGACAGGCAACGCGGCCCUCGACCCCUACACCGCGGAGGAGAAGGCGGUGAUGGCGAUGGAGAUGGCAGCUGUCAACAGGACCCUCCUGAUGAUGGGCUACCCACCCCUUCAGACCUAACACUGAGUGCAGGCCUGUGAACGUAAAAAAUAUAUGUAUUACAGAAGAAGAGAGUAUGGUCAGUUUUUCACAAAGUAUGAUAGCAUUGUGGCCUUCUGAUUUGUAUGUUAUUUUGCAUGCUUCCUUCUCAAGCUUAUAUUCUAUUUCAUCCUUGACAUCCUUUACGGAUGUUUUCUGUACGUUUAUUUUUUUUUGGGGGGGGGGAUAAAAACAGUUUUGUAUAUUACAAAUUAGCUUACCCGUCAAUCUGUCUCCUGCGCAUCAGUACUUACUCAAAACUUCAUGUUUAUAUCUUUGAAUCAUAAAAAAUAUUAAUCAUAGGAUUUAUGUUUCCUUCAGGGCGUAUGUGUAAAUCGACACAAUAAAGCUUGACAUGACACUUUUGGUUAACACACCAAAUAUCUUUAUGCUUGCUAUUUUGACAUGAAUCGUUACCACGUAACGCUGCUCUGCAGUCACUGGUCUCUGCUGUUAAUAUAAACAUGUAGUUAUCAGUAAUACUAGAAUUACUAGAUAAUGACACACUGACAUCGGCGCCUUUUUUGUUAGCAUAUUUUACGUUUACUUCUAGUGAUUCAGUUAUCAACGUUCAGUAUUUCGAUGUUAUUAAAUAUUUGUAGUUUUAUUGUAGUUAAUAGUUCUGUAACUUUUUUUUCAUAAAGGAAGCAGUUAAAGUUAAAGAAAAUAUACAAAAAAGCUAAGCGCUGCUCCUGUAAAUAGAAAUCAGAUAGAGUGUCCAGAAGAGAGCAUCACACUCGGUUUCGGAAGUAUUUUGAUAUUUCCGUCUUGGGAGCAUUUUGGUCGUAGGCAAGAGGAAUUAAACGAAAAAAGCAGUUCCAUACUUUACUAGCGAAAAAAAUGAAAGACUGAAGAUGCUGGUUAACCUUUGCUGAGGGGAUUUGAAUAACAUAUUGAUGAGAAAGAUUUGGAAGUCUUGUCAAAUAGGCCACCGGGAGGGGCGUUCAUAAGAGCAAUCAGCAUGAAGAUAUCGAAAAAAGAUAGAAAAAAGUGGUGCAGUAUUGUGGCGUAGUUUGAAAAGUAGAUGAAGAAUGUCGGUAAAAGAA
Messenger RNA from Eriocheir sinensis (Chinese mitten crab), 2213 nucleotides. Its product is annotated as WSC domain-containing protein 1-like. The record is from RefSeq and is a predicted model, not a curated record. Lineage: Eukaryota; Metazoa; Arthropoda; Malacostraca; Decapoda; Varunidae. The transcript is spliced from 11 exons. Gene Ontology annotation, molecular function: sulfotransferase activity. Bases 151 to 1149 code for a protein of 332 amino acids.